Molecule: messenger RNA, 1056 nt
Organism: Psammomys obesus (fat sand rat)
Lineage: Eukaryota; Metazoa; Chordata; Mammalia; Rodentia; Muridae
Product: cell adhesion molecule 2
Source: RefSeq, a predicted model, not a curated record
AUCCCAAUUCUCUGGCUGGCCAGAAUGGCCCUGACCAUGCCCUCAUCGGAGGAAUAGUGGCUGUAGUUGUAUUCGUGACACUGUGCUCCAUCUUUCUGCUUGGCCGAUACCUGGCAAGACAUAAAGGAACGUAUCUAACAAAUGAAGCUAAAGGAGCUGAAGACGCACCAGAUGCUGACACAGCUAUUAUCAAUGCUGAAGGCAGCCAAGUCAACGCUGAAGAGAAAAAAGAGUAUUUCAUUUAAAAUUCAGGCCACACGUUUUACCUACCAGGCUGACUGCUGGAGAAAACUGGCAAUCAUCUUUCAGAAAUCAUUCCAACCACCUUCUACUACUUUAAUUAACACCCAUACUGUACUGCUCUCAGUAGCCAGUGUGUUCCAACAAUCAGCAGUUGAAAGCAUCAUUCUUUAAUUACUGUACCAUCCAUAAUGCAGGACAUUUCUUAUUGCCUAAAUUUUACACCAUUGCUCUUUUAACACACAGUGCUUGAAUAUACAGCCUUAACAAUGUUAAUCAUCUCACUGGACCAUGAAAUUGAGUUGUUUUUACACAUUGAAGAAAUGUAUGCAGAGCCCCACCCUUACAUCUGUUUUCCUUUAAAUCAUAGACUUUAUUUGGUUUGCAUUGGACAGUUUUCACAAGUCACACAAUUAGGUGAUGACCUAAUGUGCUUAUGUUUAAUCGAAGAUUAGAGGUUUACAAACAAUGUUUUCUACCUGUCUAUCUUCAAAGAUAACAUGUUGUGGAAACAUAUGCCCUAGAAAACAAAAACUGAAAACACUGUAGUGUAGUUUCUGGAAUGUUUGAGAUUAUACUGGUAAUACUGUAUCAAGUUGCUAUUUUAAAAUUUAGUGUUUGAUACAGGCGCCAUGUGUAUGGAUUAUAAUCAUGACAUGACACCUUAUAUUAUUAUAUAGAUCCUACCAUUAGGUUAUUGUAGCUUCAUUUACCAAUAAAUUAUUACAAACACUUAACUGCUUUGGGAAUCAUAAAGAUUUCAUUCAUUUCUCUAUUUGAUUCUAUAAUUUAUUUGUUCCAUAAGGAUUCAUCUGC